Aedes albopictus (Asian tiger mosquito) is the source of this 774-nucleotide messenger RNA. RefSeq lists its product as uncharacterized. Gene Ontology annotation, molecular function: nucleic acid binding. The record is from RefSeq and is a predicted model, not a curated record. The transcript has a single exon. The coding region runs from base 1 to 774 and encodes 257 amino acids. Lineage: Eukaryota; Metazoa; Arthropoda; Insecta; Diptera; Culicidae. Gene Ontology annotation, biological process: DNA integration.
AUGACUGCGCCAACGAUUGCUGAAGUUCUAGUCACCGGGUGGAUUGCUCGGUUUGGUGUCCCAGCCUACGUCACGACCGACCAAGGACGGCAAUUCGAGUCCUCGCUGUUCUCCGAACUGACUCGCAUGCUUGGAACCGCCCACCUACGCACGACGGCAUACCACCCCCAAUCGAAUGGUAUCAUCGAACGGUGGCACAGGACCUUGAAAUCAGCCAUCCUUUGCCACGAUCCCGAUCAUUGGAGCGAACAUCUGCCGAUGAUCUUGCUUGGCCUGCGAACAACCUACAAGGAAGACAUCAAGGCAUCUCCGGCCGAGAUGGUUUACGGAACAACCCUCCGAAUACCAUCCGAGUUUUUCGUCGAAAGUUCGAAGGGCCGAAACGAAACCGAAUUUGUUGCAAACCUCCGAAAAUCGAUGAGCAAUCUACGCCCGACAGAAACAGCGUGGCACGGCAGCCGCAAUUUCUUCGUUCACCAGGACCUUCAAUCGUGCAAGAACGUCUUCGUGCGCAACGACUCGAUUCGGCCAUCGUUAUCACCUCCCUACGAAGGACCUUUCGAGGUGGUAAGCCGAGGUGAAAAAUUCUUCAGCGUAUGCAUCAAGGGGCGGACAGUAAACGUUUCGGUCGACCGCCUGAAGCCCGCCUACACACUGGACGAUCAGGAUUCACCGAGUGCACCAGAUUCGGCAGCCACAACAUCCGCCACGACUCCAUCGACUAGGGUCACUCGUUCUGGUCGACGAGUCGUUAUUCCACUCCGUUAUCGCUAG